AUGUAUGAGUUUACCUUCAAGAUUCUCGUCAAAACUGGCUUUUCCAUAACUGCUUUGAAAGCAGUGUACAAUACACUAAAUUAUAGAACAAAAUCAUACUUGUCAUACUCAUCUAAAUUUUCUUCCUUUUCUAAAUUGACCGUGAAGGAUUUAGAUCUUCAAGGUAAGCGAGUCUUUAUUAGAACUGAUUUUAAUGUUCCACUAGAUGGUAAGAAAAUUAUUUCUAAUCAAAGGAUUUUGGCUGCUUUGCCGACUAUUAAAUAUGUUUUAGCAAAUAAUCCGAGGUAUAUUAUUCUAGCUUCUCAUUUAGGUAGGCCAAAUAGUGAAAGGGAUGUAGGACUGUCUUUGGCCCCUGUUUCCAAUGAAUUACAAAAAUUAUUGAAUAAACAAAUUAUCUUCGCAAAUGACUGUGUUGGUCCAGAAGUUGAAACUAUAUGUAGGCAAUCUCCUCAUAAUUCAAUAAUAUUAUUGGAGAAUUUAAGAUAUUAUAUUGAAGAAGAAGGUUUUAAAAAAGUUAAUCAUGAAAAAAUCAAAGCCUCUAAAGAAGAUAUUGAAAAGUUUAGAUGUCAGUUGUCUUCUUUGGCUGAUUUAUAUAUUAAUGAUGCCUUUGGUACUGUUCACAGACCUCAUUCUUCUAUUGUUGGUCUUAAUUUCCCACAAAGGGCUGCAGGUUUUUUAUUAGCUAAAGAAUUGGUAUGUUUUAACAAAGUUUUAGAUAAUCCAAAGAAACCAUUUUUAUCCAUAUUAGGUGGAUCUAAAGUAGCUGACAAGAUUCAUCUGAUUGAUAAUUUAUUAGAUAGAAUUGAUCUUCUAAUAAUUGGUGGUGGGAUGGCUUUCACUUUUAAAAAAAUAUUGGAAAAUAUGCAAAUUGGUGAUUCUAUCUUUGAUAAACAUGGUGCCAGAAUUGUUCCCGGCUUGAUGAAUAAGGCUAGAUCUAAAGGUGUUAAAGUUAUUUUACCGACUGAUUUUGUGAUUGCCGAUUCAUUAUUGGACAGUGCUAAUAUUAAGAUAGUAUCUGAUAAAGAAGGUAUUCCAUCUGGUUGGAAGGGGGUAGAUAUUGGACCAAUUUCUAGAAAGUUAUUUGCUGAUGCUAUGAGUAAAGCUAAAACAAUUAUUUGGAAUGGUCCUCCAGGUGUCUUUGAAUUUAGCAAGUUUGCCGUUGGUACCAAAUCAUUAUUAGAUGAAGCAGUUAAAUCCUGUAAAAAUGGUAAUACGGUGAUUAUGGCCGGUGGUGAAACGUCUACCAUUGCUCUAAAAUAUGGUGUUUCUGACAAGAUUUCUCAUGUUUCUACUGGUGGUGGCGCUUCUUUAGAAAUACUAGAGGGCAAGGAAUUACCAGGUAUCACAUUUUUAUCGGAAAAUAAAUAA
Messenger RNA from Arxiozyma heterogenica, 1368 nucleotides. RefSeq lists its product as uncharacterized. The transcript has 2 exons. The record is from RefSeq and is a predicted model, not a curated record. Gene Ontology annotation, cellular component: cytosol. Lineage: Eukaryota; Fungi; Ascomycota; Saccharomycetes; Saccharomycetales; Saccharomycetaceae. Gene Ontology annotation, biological process: gluconeogenesis; glycolytic process. Bases 1 to 1368 code for a protein of 455 amino acids. Gene Ontology annotation, molecular function: ATP binding; phosphoglycerate kinase activity; ADP binding.